AUGUGGAGCUUAAGGGCCUUGGAUCUGUCACAUAAUUCCCUAUCUGGCCAAAUCCCUGGAAACAUCUCAACCCUGAAAGACCUGAAAGUCUUGAAUUUGUCAUAUAAUGAUUUUUCAGGAUCGGUUCCUGGUAACCAGGGAUACCGGAGAUUCCCGGGAGCAUUUGCCGGUAACCCGGACUUGUGUGUGGAGUCGUCUGCUGAAGGAUGUGAAACAGCAAGUCAAAAUUCAGAUGCUCCCAGGAAAUCUACAAAGAGAACAAAAAAAGAAAACUUGGAGGGUGAAAAUGAGAAUGUAGAGGCGGAAGCAUUUACAUUCCGAGAGCUAGCUGCCUCCACCAAGAAUUUCCGUCAAGAAUCUGUGUUGGGUGAAGGUGGUUUCGGUAAAGUUUACAAGGGCACCCUCCAGUCUACUGGCCAGGUGGUUGCUGUGAAACAACUUGACAGGAAUGCAGUGCUGGGAAACAAAGAGUUUCCUGCUGAGGUUGCCAGACUCAGUCGCUUACAGCAUCCCAAUCUGGUGAAUCUCAUCGGAUACUGUGCUGAUGGAGAUCGAAGGCUUCUUGUUUACGAGUUCAUGCCCCAGGGUUCUUUAGAAGACCAUCUACUUGGCAAAAAUGCUCAGGGAAAGCCGUUAGAGUGGGUUACUAGGAUGAAGAUAGCAUGUGGGGCAGCUCAAGGUCUGGAGUAUUUGCAUGUAAAGACCAACCCACCCAUUAUAUACCGUGAUCUCAAGUCCUCAAACGUUUUGUUGGAUGAACAAUUAAACCCGAAACUGUCCGAUAUCGGACUCGACAAGCUCGACCCUAGGACCGACAAGAUGCCUAUGCAAUCGAGGGCAAUGGGGACUUAUGGUUACAGUGCACCAGAGUAUUCAAGAUCAGGUAGACUCACACCUAUUGCAGAUGUGUACAGUUUUGGGGUUGUUCUGUUGGAACUCAUCACUGGAAGAAGAGUGAUGGACACUACUAAACCUGUUGAAGAGCAGAAUUUAGUUGCUUGGGCUCAACCGAUAUUCAGGCAACCGAGAAGUUUCCCGGAAAUGGCUGAUCCUUUGCUCAAGAAGCAAUUCCCUGAAAGGGACAUGAAUCAAGCUGUCGGGAUUGCAGCCAUGUGUUUGCAGGACGAAGCCGCUGCCCGCCCUUUGAUGAGUGAUGUUGUGACAGCCUUGAGUUUUCUUUCCAUGGCCAAAAAUGACCACUCUGAUCCUUCCAAUCUCCCUCCCUCCAUCUUAUCCAAGCUGCAACUCCAGGAGUGUAGCGAUGACGAAUCGGACCAUGAUGACUGUGACAAUGACGAUGACGAUCACGGUAACAGUAGCCGUAGCAGUAGCUGUUUUAUGGUCUAUUAGUAUGCU
Molecule: messenger RNA, 1356 nt
Organism: Hibiscus syriacus
Lineage: Eukaryota; Viridiplantae; Streptophyta; Magnoliopsida; Malvales; Malvaceae
Product: probable serine/threonine-protein kinase PBL25
Exons: 6
Coding region: 1-1350 (449 amino acids)
Biological process (GO): protein phosphorylation
Molecular function (GO): protein kinase activity; protein binding; ATP binding
Source: RefSeq, a predicted model, not a curated record